Cutaneotrichosporon oleaginosum is the source of this 1448-nucleotide messenger RNA. RefSeq lists its product as uncharacterized. The record is from RefSeq and is a predicted model, not a curated record. Gene Ontology annotation, cellular component: membrane. Lineage: Eukaryota; Fungi; Basidiomycota; Tremellomycetes; Trichosporonales; Trichosporonaceae. Gene Ontology annotation, biological process: transmembrane transport. Gene Ontology annotation, molecular function: transmembrane transporter activity.
CGUCUGACAGCUAACCAGCACUCACCCAUCUCCGCCUGAUCACAUACAAAGUAGUCGCGAUGUCCCUCCCCAACGAGCUUCCUAGCAAGGAGGAGUUCCAAGAAACGCCCUCGACGUCAUGCUCGUCCUCGGAGACAGGCGUAGUCAUCAAGCCUCACCUCGACGAUGAAGAAGAUGGCGGCCGCGAGGCGUGGAUGACGCUCGCGGGCGCUUUCUGCGCCAUGUUCGUCCAGUUCGGCCUCAACAACGCCUUUGGCGUCUUUCAGGCCUACUACGAGACACACCAGCUCGCUGCCCACUCGUCAGACGCGGUCGGCUGGCUCGGUGGCAUCCAGCAGUUCCUGUUUAUGGCAGGAGGCCUCAUCACGGGCCGCCUGCUGGACGCGCGCGGCCCACACUUCUGCAUCGUCCCCGGUUCCAUCCUCCUCGUAGCCAGCCUCUUCAUCACCUCGGUCUGCACAAAAUACUACCAAUUCAUGCUGGGGCAGGCAGUGCUGUUCGGCGUUGGCGCCGCGCUCAUCUUCACCCCCGUCAUCUCCCUGCCCAACCAGCAUUUCCCGCGGCGCCGGGCCAUGGCCGGCGCCCUCGCUAUCAGCGGGAGUGGCCUCGGCGGCGUCUGCUGGCCCAUCAUUCUCCAGCGCCUCAUCGCACAAGUCGGCUUCGGCUGGGCGCUCCGCAUCUCCGGCUUCAUCUCGGCCGCGCUCCUCGCCGUUGCAUGCGCCCUCAUCCGGCCCCGCUUCCCGCCCCGCAAAGCCACCCCCUUCCUUGACACCCUCAAGUGCUUCAAAGACCCGCAGUGGCUCCUGCUCGCCUUCGGCGUCUCCCUGUCCACAGCUGGCUGCUUCAUGCCCUCGUUCUUCAUCACGCUGCGCGCCAUCCAUCUCGGCGCCGGCGACCUUGCAUUCUACACUCUCUCCAUCCUCCUCGGCGCAUCCAUGGUCGGCCGCCUAGCCGCCUCCCUCGGAGACAUCACCGGCCGCUUCAACCUCAACAUCGUGUCGACACUUUGUGUCGGCAUCCUCAUCCUCACAUUCUGGGUGCCGCUGCGCAACUUCGACCAGCUCCUCGGGUUUGCCGUGGCAUACGGCCCGUUCUUCGGCCUUCUCUUCUCACUCAACACGCCGUGCAUGGCCCAGAUCAGCGCACCGGACCAAGUCGGCGCCAGGACAGGCAUGAUGUUCGCCCUCAAUGCUCCGUUCAACCUCGUCGCUGUCCCGAUCGCCGGCGCUAUCGUGUCGGCACACCCCGGCGAGGCGGGAUUCCGGCUCGCAGGUGUAUUUGGCGGCUGCCUCUGCCUCACAGGAGCAGUGUUGAUGGCGGGUGCUAGACUGCGCAUGGACCCGCGGUUGACGGCCAGGGUGUAGAUUAUUGUACAGUAUAUUCACAUAGACACCUCCGGGUAUAGACUGAUAGACGGCCCACAUAGAUGGAUAGAUGUAAUAUCUGCG